This is a messenger RNA of Cinara cedri, 3530 nucleotides long. NCBI's taxonomy places the organism in Eukaryota, Metazoa, Arthropoda, Insecta, Hemiptera, Aphididae. The record is from the annotation of a GenBank genome assembly.
AUGGCCGUCGGAAACGGACGAUUGUGGAUGGCGGCGGUGUUCGCGGUGGCCGUCGCGCGCGUUACGCCGGCGGAAACGGCGAGAAUAUUGGCGAUAGAAACGUUCGCGGCCAAGAGCCACUGGAACUUUAUGAGCGCCGUGCUCCGGGCGCUGACGGACGGCGGGCACGUCGUCACGGUGUUCACGCCGUUUCCGGACGGCGACCGAGAGAACUACACGGAAGUCGACACGUCCGACGUGAUCCCGGUGCAAAUAGGCAUGGACCUGACGGAGCUGAAACGGGUGUUCGACAACCGGUUAACGGUGGUCCCGGCGAGGAUGAGAAAAUUCCGGGUUCAGUGCGAUCGCAUUUACGGCGACCGCCGGCUGACCGGUCUGUUGGCCGACGACCGGGACGGCAGUUUCGACGCGAUAGUCAUCGAACCCGGUCCGCCGUCUUGUUUGACGUACGCGGCGGCCGGCACGAAACUCCCGGUCGUGUACACGGUGCCGACGCCGAAGCCGUUUUUCGCCGAAUCCGCAAUGGUCGGCGACGCGCCGAACCCGGCGGCCGUUUCUCCGUUGCUCGCCCGCCACGCCGUCCCGAAAACGUUCGCGCAACGGUUCGCCAACGUUCUGCUGUCGCUGUACAUCGAAGCGUCGAACGCCAUUGCCGAUUCCGCGACGUGCGCCGCCGGCCCGAAGCCUCACGACGCGUACGCCCGCGUCGCGCCCUCAAUAGUGUUUACCAACGGCCAUUUCGUCAGUCAUCCGUCGCGGCCGAUUUCACCGAAUACCGUCAGCGUGGGCGGUAUCCACUUGAAACCGCCCGAGACAUUACCGAAAGUAUUAUUAUACAUCGUCACUGCUAUUACCGUUCGGCCGGAGAGGUUUCCAAACUUUCCCCCCCCCCCCCCNCCCCCCCCGUUAACCGUUAUUGCGAAUUUGUUCUGUUUUUCACCGGCCAUCCCCCGACAUCAUUUAUUACACGUAUUCACAUCGCAUGUACCCCAGAUUCGAUUUUUUUUUCGGUGACACGAUCAGAAUCACAGACCUUAUACUAAUUGACGAGAAAUGCGUAUAACUACAGCGUUGAGAGCUACGUAGAAACAUAUCGCGGUAAUGUGGCGCGUCUUGACACGCGUGCUAGUUUUAUACGUUAAUUUGAUUUAUCGCGCACUAUACAAAUCAAUGAUUACGCUGUUGAGGAGUGAACAUUGUUUAUUGUACAUUUUUCAUCCCGCGGUACUAAAAAUUACUGAAAUAUAGUUUUAGUACUUUUUUGAGAAUAGUUUUUUCGUUUGAAAUGAUUUAUUGAAACAACGUAAUUAAUUUUAUAACACACUUUUUUUUUACGGUCUUUAAAUUAUAAAUAUUUUCAACUGAUAUUUAAAAAAAAAUUAACAAAAUUUAAAAAAGGUAAAGGGUGGCGAAUGAUCAAAUAAUCGCGGGCGUCGCGAACUGAUACGAUAUUUUCUAGAAACAGAAUACGAGUAUACGAUAAUCUUACAAUCGCUCAGUAAACGAAAGGCGCCCUCUAUCUUUUCACAUCCGGUCUGAAUUAUUUCUUAACUAUUAAUAUGAAGUCUACGGUCAUAAUAGAUCCCCUGAAGGGGUCUAUAAACUUAUUAAUCAACAUAAUAUUAUAAAAGUAUAUAACUAAGAAAAAAAAAACAAUAAGGAGUGGGUCACAACACUCAAAACCUGCCCUAACUACGUUACUAGUGUGCAUGACUAAUGCAAUCAGCAUAAUAUUCAACUUGAGUUACUUAUCCCAUAAUUUUGUAGGUCGCGCAGGUACUCCUGAGGCAAUGUUAUCGUUCAUAAUUAUGGCGCAAUAGAAAAUAAACUACGCAAAUAAAUAACAAUUCUAAAAUACGAAAAAUAAGACCUUGACAGCGGAAGGUAAACGACCGUGAAAAUGUACGCUUAGUCACGUAGGCAACUGAUAGACUGAUAAGACGACCAUUCCGUCAGGCACGGAUCCAGGGGACAUUUAUGGACGUACAGUUCAUUCUUGAACUUUAAAUUAAGUUUAUAUGAAUAAUCCAACAUUACUUGAUAGAAGAAAUUAUUCGUUUUCGACAAUUACUAGGUCCGAAAAUAUAUUUUUGUAUAAUCUAUUUAAAUAUUUAUGAAAAUCUUUCCAACUAUCGUUUUAGAUUCUAAGCAAAACGAGGAAUUUAUUGGUUUUAAUUUUGUGUUUUAAUUUUCGCAUCUGUUAAAUGACAAGAGAUCUUUAUUGUUGCAUUGAGGAGGUAAUUUUUUGAUGUGCGGUUAUUUUAAAUCUAAAUUCGAUAAACGGCCAAACUAUGCAUCUUCGGUCAUUUGUCCACCCUUUUGCGUCACUUGCAAGGGUUCAGCUAUCGUCGUCAAAUUUCAUCAAAAUCGAUCGAAGCAAAUGGGAGGGGAGAGAGGUUUGAUCAAAACAAUUUGUAUUCCUUCGUCUAUAAAAUAAGGACCACUUGUAUGCGUAUGAUUAAUAUAAACACAGUAGACAAUUUAUUUAAAAGAAAGUUUAAAACCGUAGUGUAAUCAAAAACUAUGGAGUAUAAAACAUUCGCAUUCUAGUAUUUGUAAUCACAUCAGAAAAACAAUAUUACGAUAGCAUAUCGUAACGAUUUUAUUAGGCGUAUUUUCGGGUUACAGGACGUGUUAGAAUUUAUCGAGGGCUCUGCGCACGGAGCGGUUUUGUUCACUUUCGGCUCGACAGUUUUGAUGUCCAGUGUGCCGGACGAUAUUAAAACGGCUUUUUUAGAUGCUUUGGCCGAACUGCCGCAGAGGGUUUUGUUGAAAUACGAAGGCGAAUUGAAAAACAAACCCGACAACGUGAUGAUCAGAAAAUGGUUCCCUCAACGGGAUGUACUCGGUAAGGUCCGAAAUUACGAUAAUUCGGAAGGGUUGAUUAUUAUUGUACCGCAAGCAACGGCCAAACCGGAUAAACAUGUGUUUUUUUUUUUUGUUUAUUUUAAUCAAUUCAAGUGCACCCGAAAAUCAAGCUGUUCGUCAGUCACGGCGGAAUAUCCGGUGUGUACGAAGCGGUGGACGCCGCCGUUCCCGUUUUAGGAUUUCCGUUGUUUAGCGAUCAGUACCGGAACAUCGACGGUUUGGUCGAGGCUGGCAUGGCGAUCUCCAUGGAAAUAUUGUCCGUAACGAAAGACGCGUUUUUCACGAACGUCGUGGAGCUGGUCAACAACGAAAAGUAACCCGACUGUAGUUGGCUACUAUAAUAUUUUUAUAUGCCUGUUGCGUUACGUUUUAGGUACAAGAAAAACGCCGAGAUCGCUUCGAGUAUAUUCAAAGAUCGUCCGAUGUCACCGCAACAGUCGGUCGUGUACUGGACCGAGUACGCGAUUCGUCACAAAGGGGCGCCGCAUUUGAAAUCGCACGCGCUCAAUUUGACGUGGUACCAAUACUUCUUGUUGGACGUGAUUGCAGUCGCGUUGAUUUUAAUUUCGAUCGUAUCGUUCGUAAUCUAUAGAGUAUUCAAAUUGUUGUAUCAGUAUUCGUCUAGGCGUUAUUCGCGCAUCGAUAAACUGAAACCCGAAUGA